CCUCCCAUCAUCUGAUGCUCAUUCAUCCUCCUCCUCCAGCAAGACCUCAAUGAGACGCUGCGAUAACAGACAACCAUUGUUGUUUCAUCGCUCUCCAUGAAUUCAUCUUCUGUUCACCUCUGGAUGCGUAAAUGGUGCUCUUUCUUCAACGGUUACUGCCACAUUUAGCCAUAUUGUUUCCGUUUCUGAAGCUGUUCUCGUGUUUGGAAUAAAAUAGCGCACAAACCGAAACUGAGGAAAUAGAGGUUGACAAUGAAGCAGCAAUAUAUUUAAAUCUGGAGAUAUUGACAGAUGUCUACAAAAAGGUGGGUUACCAAGGAUUAUUACGACAGUGGACUGGCUGUCAGUGCGUGUGCUCCUCUUCUGCCCGACCCCACUGGCCCCUCAUGCUGCUAUGCCCCUUGCCCUGCCCUCUCAGCACAUCCAGAGGAAGGACUGCCCGUCCCUGUAGGAAUGCCUGUUCGGGCCUGGCACCUGUCUCUGCCCGCGGCUGCUCCCACACCUUUUGCCAUUCCACCCCCCAUCAGCUCUCGCAGGCUGUUCCAUCAUGAACGAUGAGGUCAUCAGCACUAAUGCACUGGCCUGGCUGGUCUGCUCAGGAGUGUCCAUCCUGGCCAAUGCCUGGGGAAUUCUGAGCGUGAGCGCCAAGCAGAAGAAGUGGAAGCCUCUGGAAUUCCUCAUCUGCACACUGGCUGGGACACACAUUCUCAACAUGGGUAUCCCUAUCACCAUGUAUUGUGUUAUUCAGCUGCGGCGACAGCACUCAAACUAUGAAUGGAACGAAGGACUCUGCAAGGUGUUUGUCUCCACCUUCUACACCCUUACCCUGGUCACCUGCUUCUCUGUCACCUCCCUGUCCUACCACCGCAUGUGGAUGGUCCGCUGGCCUGUCAACUAUAGGUUGAGUAACACCAAAAAGCAGGCUGUCCAUACGGUCAUGGGCAUCUGGAUGGUGUCAUUCAUUCUGUCCACCUUGCCCGCUGUGGGCUGGCAUGAUACCACAGAACGCUUUUACACCCACGACAACUGUCGCUUCAUUGUGACCGAGAUUGGCUUGGGCUUUGGUGUCUGCUUCCUGCUGCUGAUCAGUGGGAGUGUCGUGAUGGGCGUCAUCUGUAUUGGAAUUGCCCUCUUCCAGACCUUUUCCAUCCAGAUGGGUCAAAAUGUGGACAAGAACAAAUUUAACGUGCCCACCAUUGUAGUGGAGGAUGCCCAGGGCAAGAGGCGUUCAUCCAUCGACGGCUCAGAGCCCAUUAAGACGUCGCUGCAGAUCACCUAUCUGAUCAGUGGAAUAGUCUUCAUAUACAACUUUCUAACUGGAUUCCCCAUAUUGGUGGUGAGCUUUGCCAGCCUGAAAUUUGACCGCUCCUACAGCUGGAUGGUCCUGUGUGUCCUCUGGUGCUCCAUAGCACAAUCAAUCCUGCUCCCCAUGUUCCUGUGGGCUUGCGACCGCUACAGAGCAGACGUCAAGAUGGUCUGGGAGAAAUGUGUGGCCAUCAUGUCCAAUGAUGAAGUGGAUGAAGAAAACAGCCAGGAUGGAGGCAUUCAUCCGGACUUAAUUUUUGACAGACCGUUUGACUAUAGCUCUGCUGGUGAUAUCAUGACGGUAGACCAUAUUGCCAAGUACGAAUUCUCAACCUUAGAAAGGUGUUAUCCAUUGAGGGAGCUUCAGGAAGAUAAAAUGCACUAUUUGCAGGUGCCCCCUACAAGAAGAUACUCCCACGACGAAACCGACAUGUGGACCACCGGUCAGAUCCCGUCUUACCUGCAUCGCUGGGGCUCCACAGAGGACAUCAUUGGCAUCCCGCAAUACAGCUCACCACGCCACGAGAGACGUCGGAGCAGCCCGGCACCCUACCACGAGGAGAGCCACCUACACCGCAAAAGGAGACGAUCUGAGGACAUGCAUUCACUCAAGCAGAUUCCACGAGUCGAGCGUCAUGAGGAUGAUUUCAAGUGCUUUAGCCGCGACGAAGUGAUUACCUUCAUUGACGAGACGCCAUUGGCUAGUCCAUUGAGGAGCCCGCGGCGAGCCUCUGCAAUCUCUCUGGUUCCAGAGACCUUUAAGCAGCACGUUGUCUUAUUGCCGCAUUUCCCACUCACACACUUUGAGCAUGAGCCUCAAGCACUGAGACGCUGCUCUGAGCAUAGCAAAGGAGCCACGCUAGGCAAGUCUCCUCAGGAUCUGCAGAGAAAGGCAAAGGACAGUAAUGACUACAGGAGCGGCGGUGGCGAAUGCUCAGGCAUCAAGGGAUGCCCUGAACACAGGCAUGAUGCCAAGCGUGCAUCAGAGCUUGUUCCGUUGGGACAGGGUGCACGGACAGGGGAUCCGUCUAGUUCAAGUAUUAGGACAGGACAGGUAGAUGCAUCUGCUUGGGUGGACCAGAAGCACUUGCCUAAAGGGGAAAGCAAAGGAAGCACAAAUAACUUUAUAAGCUCACAAUCUGCAUCGUCAGUCUAUAUGACAUCCAUAGGAUCCACAAACUAAGCAACAGUUUUAUGAGUGUUUUAAACUAGGUCCUGAUAUGCUUGUUAUUACUAAAGUUUUGACUAAGUGGAAUGUUUCUUUUAAUUAGGAACUGGGAUUUAUGAGAUGUGAUGGAUUUGAAAUGGUAUAAGGACAUAAUCAGUGUUUUUUGUUUUUUUUUAUUUUGUUUUUUAUGUGUUGCUGAUACAGAACUGGAUUAUAGGGUCAGUGGGCCUUCAAGGUGAGGAAAGCUGAGCAGCAGAUAAGUGUCCUAAGCUCAGCACUUACAGUUGGAAAUGAACACUAGGCCUUCUGCUCAUACACGUCAACUUAUAUAUAUCCCCUGAAAUAUGGCUGGGCGUUCAACACUUUUAAAAAUAUGUCUUUGAUGCUUAAAAAGUCUAAUAUUAGCCAAACAAAUUAUAUGUUUCCUUAUUUUUUGGCCAAAUUGCCCUUCUAGCAUAGGGGAAGAGGUAGCAAUAUAGGUGGAUGGGGGGAUUGAAACUUGACAAAACAGCCUCUUUUGCAGAUUUCUCAUGUAUUUUUCUCCCUUCAUUAAAAAAAAAAAAAAAAAAAAAAAAAAAAAAAAGGAAACUUGGUGGGGGAAAGGUUAGUUGUAACUUUUAAGUUAGUUAUAUAGUGUUUCUUUAAAAUUCUUUUAACUCUUUACAUGUGUUUUUGUUGUUUCUGGUGGUGUGGCAUGUUAAACCAAAAAGAUAUUUUGUUAUAUCAUUUGAAUUCAUAUUUUUGAAGCACAAGGUUCUUUGAUCCAGAAAUGUUUGCCAAUAUGCUAAAAUGUUUCUUUUUUUACAGAUAUGUUUUAAAUGAGUUUGUGUUAAGUGCUUUGUGAUGAUUGAAAAUGUAUCUGAUGCAUUGUUAUUCUCAUGAUUACAGUCUUAUUUGUCUGGUAGUCCAUAACAAAGUAUGAAAUGAAAAGUGACACAAUUUGAAAACACUCAUAGCCUGAAGUCGACAUGCACUUUUUACAAUAUAAGUGACAUAAUCUUUUGUCAUGUGGAGAAUAGGACAUUUUGAAAGCUGGUGCAAUUUGAUUUGUUAAAGUUGACAUAACCACUGAACUGAAAUUGGAUAUUUGCUGUAUUAGUUUAUGUUGUUUAUGACCAGAUUUUCUACACAUAUCCCAAGACAUCAGCUUUUUAAAAGA
Messenger RNA from Cyprinus carpio (common carp), 3632 nucleotides. Its product is annotated as putative G protein-coupled receptor 153. The record is from RefSeq and is a predicted model, not a curated record. Lineage: Eukaryota; Metazoa; Chordata; Actinopteri; Cypriniformes; Cyprinidae. Gene Ontology annotation, biological process: G protein-coupled receptor signaling pathway. Gene Ontology annotation, cellular component: membrane. Gene Ontology annotation, molecular function: G protein-coupled receptor activity.